This is a messenger RNA of Funneliformis geosporum, 1497 nucleotides long. The record is from the annotation of a GenBank genome assembly. Lineage: Eukaryota; Fungi; Glomeromycota; Glomeromycetes; Glomerales; Glomeraceae.
AUGUUAGUAAACAGGAUGCAUUUAGGGACCACUACACCGCCAACCUUAAUCUCCAUAACACUCAAUCCUGAUCUUGUUGUCCUCGGAAAACCAGAUAAAUUUACUGUUUCCGGAAAUUUAGAUUCAGAUAUUACAGAAACAACACAAUACAUAUUUUAUGUUGAUGUUAAAACUAAUAAAUCAAUAGUCGAUGGAUAUCAUGGGCCGAUUUGUAAAGGAACUGAGUGUCCAAUUAAAGCUAAAACCCCAUUCUCUACAAACGCGAAUAUUCCGACACCACAAAAAUUACCUAAUCCAUACAUCAUUUCAGUUGCUAUUGUUGAAUCUCCAGCACUUCUGGGCUGCGUACAGACCAUCGUCGGAGACGUUGGAAAUGUUCAUGAUGUCAAAUUACGGCCAGAAAAUAGAAUAUCUAUCGCAAACUUAAAAAUUGAUCAAGUACAUGCCGGCAGAUUUUUGUUAUGUCGAGUGAUAAGUAAAUGUAUCAAGUUAAACGCUCUUUCAACUAUCAUAGAAGAUCCAGAGAGUGAGGUAGAACGAAUUUUUUUAUAUAAUUGGGUCCAAUCAUCAGCCAUUCCCAUAGGUACGAAACUUGCAAUAAAGAAUCCUUAUUAUAAGAUUGGCAUGGAUCUUAGAACUAUGAUUCGUUCUGACAACUCCAGUGAAUUAUUGGUCAUUAAAAACGAUAAUAAACUAAAUAAGGAGGUGAAAUGGUUCACAGAUCUAUCGGAAAGUAAAGAAAACAAAAACAAGUGUGAACAAUCAUCUGAUGAUUUCCGUCUUCGUGGGAAUGAUUAUUUUAACUCAAAUAAUUUCAAAGAGGCUAUUGAUGAAUAUUCGAGUGGUAUUAGAUUGGAACCACAUAAUGUAAAAUUACUUGCUAACCGCGAAGAAGCAUUCUUGCGACUGAAUCAAUUCGGAAAUGCUCUCGCUGAUGUGGAAAAUGUUCUCAAGCGUGAACCUGAUCAUAUAAAAGCAGGAAUUCGCAAGGGUAAAGCUCUCUGUGGCCUUAAACGUUAUCAGGAUGCCAUCAUCACUAUUCAAAAUGUACAUAAAAGAAUGCAAGACAAUCCUCACAAUAAUAUUAUCUUAAGAAAGCAGCUUAAAUAUGCAAAAAUGCUGGAUAAUGAAAGCUGGAAUGGGCAAUAUAAUUAUAUAAGUAUCGUUGAUGAGUUUUAUGAGAAGGCUAAAGUUAAAAAAAGCGAUGGUAAUUGGAUCUGUGAACAUGGGUCGAGGUUGGAUCAUGCUGAUUACUUGAUUGACGAUAUCGAGAUUCGUCUUGUCAGAGGAGGUAAAGGAAGAGGUUGGUUUACCAAAUGUGACAUUCCUGAACAUACUCUUUUGAUGGUUUCAAAAGCAUUUGGAUUAGUUUAUAACAAUGAGGCUUCCUCAAUCAUUAGCCUUGACUUUUUAUAUAGAACCAUGAGCAAACCCGCAGAUUCAGAAUUAGUAACUCGUAUUGCUCAUAAGCUUAUGGCAGAACCUUAUCUUUGUUGA